Molecule: messenger RNA, 379 nt
Organism: Maniola jurtina (meadow brown)
Lineage: Eukaryota; Metazoa; Arthropoda; Insecta; Lepidoptera; Nymphalidae
Exons: 3
Coding region: 52-366 (104 amino acids)
Source: RefSeq, a predicted model, not a curated record
UUCAGAUUGUCGUACUAGCUUUAGUCGCCGUGGCGGCGGCAGCGCCAGGAUAUGGCGGUGGUAGCCAAGGUGGACACGGACAAGGCGGCCAGCGUGGAUCUGGCGGCCAAGGCGGCCAUGGUGGAUCCCACCACGGCCAUCAACAAGGUGGAUUCGGCAACCAAGAUGAAGACGGUCAACAACAGGGUGGAUUCGGCAACCAAGAUGAAGACGGCCAACAACAGGGUGGUUUCGGCAACCAAGAUGACGAAGGCCAACAACAGGGAGGAUUCGGCAGCCGAGGUGAAGACGGCCAACAACAAGGCGGAUUCCGCGGACAAGAAAACUCCGAUGACGAUUCGAGGAGAAAAUGAAAAGAUUUUAUAGAUAUAGAACAAUU